This is a messenger RNA of Brassicogethes aeneus, 870 nucleotides long. The record is from the annotation of a GenBank genome assembly. NCBI's taxonomy places the organism in Eukaryota, Metazoa, Arthropoda, Insecta, Coleoptera, Nitidulidae.
AUGAGCUUACGAGCCCAAGGGCAAGUCCAAGCAUCAAAAGUUUUAAAAAAUAUAACCAUUAAUCCACAAGCUUUUCAAAAAUCAUUGGAACCACAACAACUGAUUUUGCUCGCUGAAGAUGCUCUGGCUGUUUUAAUAGACGCCAAACUUUCCCGCGAGCAAUAUGAUGUAAUUAGAAGAAAGGCGCCAGAAAAGUUUCCUUCCUACAAAAUAGUGCGGGCAGCAAAAAAAUUAUGCUAUCCUACAGAUAUUUCAGCAACUGAAACAAGUGCUUCUUUUAAAUUACAAGCUCUAUUAGAUCACACUACAGAGCGAUUAUGCCAAACAUUGUCACACGUCAUCAUUCAAUCUUUUAAAGAAUUGAAUAAAUUGUGUUUGAUUUCUAAAUGGGGGUUUGACGGGUCUUCAGGAAACAGUACAAGCAAGUAUUUUAUAACCAUGAAGCAGACGAGAUAUUGCCGGCCUAUUAAAAUCGAAUUUAAGAAGGAGUCCACUUGUGUUUCUAUUGCAGAAUAUAAUAAAAUAGAGGAUGAAAUAAAGAAACUGAUAGACAGCAAUAUAACAAUUAAGUCUAAACAAUUAAAGGUCAAUCACAAGUUAAUCUGUUCCAUGGUGGACGGAAAAGUCUGUAAUGCCCUAACAGAAACUACAUCUACAAUGAAAUGUUUAAUAUGCGGCGCUACUUCUAAACAGUUUAACCAAAUAGACAAUAUAAUUGCAAAGGAAAUAAAAACAGAAGAUUCGGAACCCAUAAAUUUUAAUUUACUUUUUAUUAGAAAUAAUGUAAUGAGGAGGAUCACGGCCGGUUUCUGCUUCUUGCUUCAUGGAUCCAUAUACAAUUCUGGCCUCAAUACCUGCUGCAUCUCCUGA